AGUGCUCCCUGCGCGCCCCCUGUGCCCCGCGCUGGUGCUUCAAGGCGCCUGUGCUCCUGCCUCUGCUUCCUCGCCAAUCCCUGCCCUUCCACCUCCUCCGUCUGUCUCGCGCCCUGCUUCCCCGCAGCCUCCUUGGCCCGUCGGCGGUUCACCCCGGGUCAGCCCUUUUGCUUGACAGCUGCAGCGUUAAGAAAAAAAAAAAGAUUUUUGCAAAAGACGUAGGUGUACAGUUUAAAGGCCCAGAGAAUAUAGAAGGGUGCGAAGGAGUCCACUCAAAGUCCCGUGUCCCAGGAACGACUGGGGUUAUCAAUUUGGUGGCCAGCCUUCCAGAUGUGUCUGAGUACUCUUCGUGUACACACGCUCGGUUCUGUUCGGGAACCUGUCACCUUCUCUGGGCCCUGCAUUGGGAGCAUGUUCGCGUUGGGCUGCCCCGCGCAGCUCCAGAUCCUUUCUUCUGGCCUGAGGUCUCCCUGCUGAAUAGCCUACCCAGCCCCCACUGUGGGCACUGAGCUGUUGACAGCUGCAGAGAACACUCAUGCCGCUGGUCUGCGGGGUCAGAGCACACAUCUCACGCUGCCAUAGUUGUGGUCACCCCCACGGCCUCUCUUAGCUGUCGGCUCAGGGCACCCCACUCAGCUGCUAAAGCCCCACACUCUCCCUAGCUCCUGGUUCUUCUCCAGGGGUUUCUGCGGGAUCCUCCUCCCAGCAUGCCUUUUUCCCAUUUGGCCCCUUUCUCAUUGCUCAUGUGCCUGUGGGCUGGUCCUGGGAUUUCUGUGACUUCACAUUCUUGUCUGUAAAGAGGGGUGGCCCUUCCACUUCCCACAGAUAUUUGCAGGGCUUCUGAGCUGGGGAUGGCUCUGGGCUGGAGGGGCAGCAGAAAGACGGCUGAGACAUUGCCAUCUGGGUAGGAACAGGCCAGGCCUGUGAGAGACUUCGGGGCCACUGCUUGUGGCUGAGCUGCCUGAGGUGGGCAGGCGAAGCCGUCACCUGCUGUGGCCUGGUCAGCCGUGUGUGUGGUGCUCACAGAAGGUUCAGGUGGCAGCAGAGGGAGGCUUGUGGGUUUCAAGAUGGCAAGCUUGUCAUUUGCUGUCAUCAGGCCUUGCAAGGCUGUGUUCCUUCUGGACCCCUAGACCCCAGAGGUGACAGAUGGCUGUGUGAGGUGGCUGGGAUUUGCCCCACGGUGGCUGGGGCAUCUGGGCAGGGCUUGGAGGUCAGGAACAUGGAUGGGACUCAGGUUCAGAUCUGGGCUGGUAAGGGGACAGUGGUGGGGCAUCUGUACUGCGGCCAUUGUAGUUGGUUGUUGCUGAAUAGGGGAGCCGUGUUUCCCCGUGGCUGCCCUGAAGCCAUAUAGUGUCCCUCUGCAGUGGCACCACCAGGAGCUGCCUGAUGCCUCUUGAGGGCAGGGGGCCCUGCAGCUCCAAUGUGGCCCUUGCUAAGGUUUUGGAAUGAGUGGUGAGGCCCCAGGGAGACUCGACUUGCCUCUGUUGAGUGCUGGGACCAGUGUCCAGCAACCUUACUCAGCCCCUGGCCUUGAAGAUGCAGGUGGGCCCAGGUGGGUGGGUGGCUGUGCAGCUGCCUGGAGAGGGGAGUGGCAGGGCCUGAGGCAGUGGGGAAGAGCCCGAGGUGGCCUUGGCGCCUUGUCCCCUCCCUGUGCAUUUCCCUUCUCCAUGUGUGGAGGUGGAGAUGCUUCUCUCACACGUUGUCCACACAGCAGCCACAGAAGUCUGUUUCCCCAGCCCACUGAGUGUUCUGCAGGGUGAGGGGCCCAGAGCAUCCUGUGGAGCAGGGGCUGGCCAGGAUGUUGGCCGAAGCUGCAUUCUGGUCUCCAUCGGGGGCAAGAACGUCAUGCUGGACUGCGGGAUGCACAUGGGCUUCAGCGACGACAGGCGCUUCCCUGACUUUUCCUACAUUACCCGCAACGGCCGGCUGACGGACUUCCUGGACUGUGUGAUCAUCAGCCACUUCCACCUGGACCACUGUGGGGCACUGCCCUACUUCAGCGAGAUGGUGGGCUACGACGGGCCCAUCUACAUGACCCAGCCCACCCAGGCCAUCUGCCCCAUCCUGCUGGAGGACUACCGUAAGAUCGCCGUGGACAAGAAGGGUGAGGCCAACUUCUUCACGUCCCAGAUGAUCAAGGACUGCAUGAAGAAGGUGGUGGCCGUCCACCUCCACCAGACAGUCCAGGUGGACGAUGAACUGGAAAUCAAGGCUUACUAUGCAGGCCACGUGCUGGGAGCAGCCAUGUUCCAGAUCAAAGUGGGCUCAGAGUCUGUGGUCUACACGGGUGAUUACAACAUGACCCCGGACCGGCACUUGGGAGCUGCCUGGAUCGACAAAUGCCGCCCCAACCUGCUCAUCACAGAGUCCACGUACGCAACCACCAUCCGAGACUCCAAGCGCUGCCGGGAGCGAGACUUCCUGAAGAAGGUUCACGAGACCGUGGAGCGUGGUGGGAAGGUGCUGAUCCCCGUGUUUGCUCUGGGCCGCGCUCAGGAGCUCUGCAUCCUGUUGGAGACCUUCUGGGAGCGCAUGGACCUGAAGGCCCCCAUCUACUUCUCCACGGGUCUGACGGAGAAGGCCAACCACUACUACAAGCUCUUUAUCCCCUGGACCAACCAGAAGAUCCGGAAGACCUUUGUGCAGAGGAACAUGUUUGAAUUCAAGCACAUCAAGGCCUUCGACCGGGCGUUUGCCGACAGCCCUGGUCCGAUGGUGCGGUCAGGGUUGGGGGGUCCUGCCAGGCUGGGGCCCUGCCUGCAGGUCGUGUUUGCCACACCAGGGAUGCUGCAUGCUGGCCAAUCCCUCCAGAUCUUCCGGAAGUGGGCAGGGAGUGAGAGGAACAUGGUCAUCAUGCCUGGCUACUGCGUGCAGGGCACCGUGGGCCACAAGAUCCUCAGUGGGCAGCGCAAGCUGGAGAUGGAGGGUCGGCAGGUGCUGGAGGUCAAGAUGCAGGUGGAGUACAUGUCCUUCAGUGCCCACGCAGACGCCAAGGGCAUCAUGCAGCUGGUGGGCCAGGCGGAGCCAGAGAACGUGCUGCUGGUGCAUGGCGAGGCCAAGAAGAUGGAGUUUCUGAAGCAAAAGAUUGAGCAGGAAUUCCGGGUCAGCUGCUAUAUGCCGGCCAACGGCGAGACGGUGACGCUGUCCACAAGCCCCAGCAUCCCUGUGGGCAUCUCGCUGGGGCUGCUGAAGCGGGAGAUGGCACAGGGGCUACUCCCGGAUGCCAAGAAGCCCCGGCUCUUGCACGGCACCCUGAUCAUGAAGGACAGUAACUUCCGGCUCGUGUCCUCAGAGCAGGCCCUCAAGGAGCUGGGCCUAUCCGAGCACCAGCUGCGCUUCACCUGCCGUGUGCACCUGCACGACACACGCAAGGAGCAGGAGACAGCCUUGCGCGUGUACAGCCACCUGAAGAGUGUCCUCAAGGACCACUGCGUGCAGCACCUUCCUGACGGCUCCGUGACCGUGGAGUCCAUCCUCAUCCAGGCUGCCGCCCACUCAGAGGACCCAAGCACCAAGGUGCUGCUGGUCUCCUGGACCUACCAGGAUGAGGAGUUGGGAAGCUACCUCACGUCUCUGCUCAAGAAGGGCCUGCCCCAGGCCAGCUGAGGCCCCACUGUCAGGCACCCGCCUCUGCCCUUUCCCAGCCGAAGGGACCUGGUCUCCACUCCAGAACUGUCUGCACCUGGCUCUGCCCUGGCCUAGCCAGAUGGACCUGGCUCCCACCCCAGGCUCUGCCCUGUGUCUUCGAUGUGGAACCUCACCCGUGGGGAAACCACAGGGCCAUGCACCUGCCCAAGCAGCUGCUUUUGGCCAAAGAAAUACAGGGGCCAGGUGGCCUCUUCACCUUUUAUUUCUACUCCUGGGCCCCCGGAAGAUGGUUAGGGGCUCCCGGGGUACUGAUUUCCAUUAAAAACAGAACCACAGGC
This is a messenger RNA of Vicugna pacos (alpaca), 3926 nucleotides long. The record is from RefSeq and is a predicted model, not a curated record. Lineage: Eukaryota; Metazoa; Chordata; Mammalia; Artiodactyla; Camelidae.